CACUAUCAUUUGUCCGGAAUUGUAUUGUAGCCAUCGCCAUGCGGAGAGACGAAACCAAAAGGGAGUCUACCCGCGCUUUUCCCCAGUGGGCAGUGGAACAUAUCAAACCGACCUGCUGCUGCUGUUAAGUAGGAGUAGAUGGUGGUAGGUAGUUUUCCCCGGAUGAUAAACAAGCCGGGAAGCAAGCAACCCACGAUGCCCACAUGCACCAUGAUAAGCGACCCGUCUCCCAUUUUGUUUCACACUCAGCCAUUAUCUUCUCCAGGAGUUGGCAGACACUAGACCAGUGGCAAAGCUAAGCUGGUGGGAAUAGUUGGCAGAGCUCUGGUGAAAUGCUGCGAUGAAGUAGGCGGCUAAGCUGGAGGGACUAGUGUGGCUGACAGAGCAAAUUGCUCACUUGCUUGGCUGGCUGGUCGCUCUACCAUGUCCAUGUCCGUCCGGCUCCUACUCCGCUCCACCGCUCCUCCCCCGCACGCGCGCGAUGCGGCCGCCUCGGCUCUUCCUCGCCUUGCUCGUGGUGCCGCUGCUGCUGCUGCUGCUGCGGCCGGGCGCGGCGUCCACGCUCUCCACGUUCGCCAUGGCCAAGGCCGAGGAGACGACCAUAGUGUGCGGGCUGCUGCCGUCCGCGGCGUCGCCGGCGCUGCUUGACCUCAACUGCACGGCGGCCGGCGGCGACCACCAGCGCCAGGAGACGUACCCCUCCACGCACCCCUUCUCCGCGCUGGCCGGCGGGGAGGACUUCCUCUGCGCCGUCGGCCCCUCCUCCGCGCGCGCCGACGCCGUCGACAUGCGCUGGUGGGACCUGUCCAGGCACGCCGGCAGGUCCAAGCGGGUCUACCUCGGCCCGCCGCUCCGGGCGCUCGCCUCCAGCGGCUACCGCGUCUGCGGGGUGCUCUCCAGCGGCGAGCUCCAUUGCUGGCGCUGGCGCGGGCUGGCCAUCCCCACCGGGCUCCGCUUCGUCGCCGUCGCCGUCGGGAAGGGCUUCGUGUGCGGCAUCGUCGCGGGCCCGCCCACAGCCACGCCUAUCAGGUGCUUCGGGAACAAGACGGAGGAUAUCGAGGCCGUCACCGCCGCGCCGCGGGGCGGGAGCUACGACGUGGUGGUCGCGUGCGGCCGGCACGCGUGCGCGCUCUCCACGGGCGGUGGGCUCUCGUGCUGGGGCAGCGGCGCGCCGUCGUUGGACGGUGAGAACGCCACCGCCGGAUACGCUGCGCUCGCGCUGGGGGAGAGCGGCGUCUGCGGGCUGCGGACCAACGGCACCAUCCGCUGCUUCGGCGACGGCGUCGCUGCGCCGCCGGAGCCCCUCGCCGGUCUGCAGUACAUCGACGUCCAGGCGCAGGGCUGCGCGUUCUGCGGCGUCCUCAUGGCGAACUACUCCCUGGUGUGCUGGGGCGGCCACGAGUUCAACGCCACCAACCGCCUCGUCUUCGACCGCAUCCUGCCGGGCCCGUGCGUGCCCAUGUCCUCGUGCCAAUGCGGCGUCCUGCCGGGCUCGGCCAACCUCUGCGCCGCCGGCCGGUGCAUCUGCGUGGACUGCGCUUUCGAGCUCAACGUCGCCGUCCCCAAGGCAGCGAACCCUGGAAAGGCCGGCAGCGGCAGGAGGAGAAAGAUCAUUAUUUGGGCUGCCGUCGCGGCGGCUGCGUUGCUUGUGCUCGUGGUGGCAUUGCAGUUCGCGCUGCUCCUAUGGUGCCGCCGCCGUCGUCGCCGCAACAACAGCCAGGAUGAGCUUGCCGCGAUGCAGUCCCUGAUGCCGCCACGGCUUGGGUCCAGCAGGAGCAAGGGGCCCGGCAGCGUGGUGGAGCAUUUCACGCUGGACACCCUACGCGCGGCGACGGAGGGGUUCGACGACAGCCGCCGGAUCGGGUCCGGGAGCUUCGGGUCGGUGUACCGCGGCACGCUCCCGGACGGGCGGGAGGUGGCGAUCAAACGGGCCGAGGAUCACGCCAAGUCGUCGAGCUCGGCGGCGCGGCCGGCGCGGCGGCGCGACCGCGAGACAGCCUUCAACUCGGAGCUGAUUGCUCUGGCGCGCGCCAACCACAAGAACAUCGUGUGCCUGCUGGGGUGCUGCGCCGAGUCCGGCGAGCGCGUGCUGGUGUACGAGUUCAUGAUGAACGGCACCCUCCACGACCAGCUCCACGACCGCAGCCCCAUGGCGGCGCCGGUGCUGUCGUGGCGCGGCCGGCUGACCAUCGCGCUGGGCGCCGCGCGCGGCAUCGAGUACAUGCACGUCUACGCCGUGCCGCCCAUCAUCCACCGCGACAUCAAGUCCGCCAACAUCCUCAUGGACGACUCGUGGACGGCCAAGAUCGCCGACUUCGGGCUGUCCUCCGUCCUGGACCCCGCCGGCGACUGCGAGGACAACCCGCAGCAGCAGGAGCAGCCGCAGCAGCAGCGGACGAUCUACACCGGCGGCACGGUGGGGUACAUGGACCCGGAGUACUACCGGCUGCAGCACCUGACGGACAAGAGCGACGUGUACAGCUUCGGCGUGGUGCUCCUGGAGCUCAUGUCCGGCUGCCGCGUCGUGCAGCGGUACGCCGAGAGCGUGACGCCCAAGAACGUGGUGGACUUCACGGUGCCGCACAUCCUCGCCGACGACGUGGCGCGCGUGCUCGACCCGCGCCUCCCCACGCCGACGCCGCACGAGGCCGAGGCGCUGGCCUACGUCGGCUACCUCGCCGCCGACUGCGUGGGCCCCGUCGGCUGCGAGCGCCCGUCCAUGACCGAGGUGGUGGACGCCCUGGAGCGCGCGCUCGCGGCCUGCUCGACGGCGCCGGUCUCCCGCUCCGGGACCGCCCGCCGCGUGCUGUCCCGCUCCGGCACGGACCAGUUUGACCUCACUGACACCGACUAGCGAGGCCGGCCGCCAUUGACCGCCACGCAACCCACGCUGCUGAUGCGAUGUCUGGAUCCGCAUCGCGUCAGCAGCCACUGGAGCCGAGGGAGGGGCCCAGGAAGGAAGCCACGCGAGUCGCCAUUGGAACACACACAGUCGGGACGGAAAGCAAUGCGAGAGGACGGAAUCAGAAACGCGGAGAAGAAGCCAAAGCUGCGAGGAUUCCUCCGCGAAUUGACGGCGAAUUUUCGUGGCGAGCUGCUGAUCUUGGCGAUCGUGCUCCGGCUAGUCAAAAUCAAGGAGCGGCGACCGCUCGUUAACAACUCCACAGCGACGUCCCACCGGUUUCCGUUCGUCCUGCGUGCGUGCGUGCGGGUGAACCGGGGCAAAAUGAGAUGAGAAGACACGGCACCAUGGAAAAAAGGAGGCCAUUCUUUCUUACUUUUUUCUUUGUUUAUUUUCCUUGCGGCGUGCACGCCUGCAUUUGUUGUUUACUCUUUGGUUGUUUCAUUGGGCGUGGGGAUUCUUUAUUGAUGUGUAAUUGUGUAUAGAUUUUUCUUUCCGGGGAUAAUUGUGUAUACACUAUACAAGAUCAAAAGAUUAUUACAAAGGGUGGAUUUUUUCU
Molecule: messenger RNA, 3461 nt
Organism: Triticum urartu
Lineage: Eukaryota; Viridiplantae; Streptophyta; Magnoliopsida; Poales; Poaceae
Product: serine/threonine-protein kinase-like protein CCR4
Biological process (GO): protein phosphorylation
Molecular function (GO): protein kinase activity; ATP binding
Source: RefSeq, a predicted model, not a curated record